AUGAAAGAGGAUAAGCCUAUAUCAACACCUAUGGUAGGUGGUUUACAUUUUUCUGAAAAUGGCAGUGAGCCCUUCUCUGAUCCUGCUUUGUAUUGCAAUCUUGCUGGAGCACUUCAGUAUAUUUGUAUUACUCACCCAGAUGUGUCAUUUUGUGUUAACAAACUUUGCCAGUUUAUGCACUCUUUGACACUAGCUUAUUUUCAAGCUAUGAAGUAUGAGUCGUCCUAUUUGAAGUGUACUAUAAUUCAUGGCUUGCAUCUUCAGCGCUCUUCCAAGCUCAUCCUUAAUGGAUUUAUUAAUGCGGAUUAG
Molecule: messenger RNA, 309 nt
Organism: Capsicum annuum
Lineage: Eukaryota; Viridiplantae; Streptophyta; Magnoliopsida; Solanales; Solanaceae
Exons: 1
Coding region: 1-309 (102 amino acids)
Source: RefSeq, a predicted model, not a curated record